UGGAAUAUUACUACAUUUACAAAGUGACCAUCACCAACAGAGCUGACAACAACCCGGAGCGCAUGACUGGAGUAGAGAUCCGCAUCGGAAACUCUCUGGAAAACAACGGCAACAACAAUCCCAGAUGUGCUGUCGUCACUUCACAUGUUCCACUAGGCGGUACUGUCAGUUUCAACUGCAACAGAAUGGGAGGCCGUUAUGUAAACAUGUACCUGCCUAACAUCCAGACGUUUCUCACUCUGUGUGAGGUGGAGGUUUAUGGAACAGCUUAUAGAAAAAAAGUGUUUCUGAGGAUGAAAUUAGCCUCCAGUGUUGACACAACUGCAGUGAACAACACAUUUCUAAAUCAGGCAAGGAAACCUGCGGUCUGCUCUGGGGUUGAGUUCAGUCUCUGAUGUUAAACUGUCCUGGUCAAGACUCCCCUACAGGGAAGCAACGCACAAGCAGAAGAAACCAACAAGGGCUUGUGCUGAUGAACGUUAAUCUGGAUCCACAGACUGAAUCUUUCAAGCAGACAUUCAUUUAGAAUUUUCAUAAUUCAUUGAUUUUAGCUGACAUUGUUCUACGUGGUUCAUAAAAUUGGUUUGAAACAUUCUGUAUAUAUAUAUGCACAAGUACUUAGCCCAUUUUUAUACAGUAUGUGUAUUAUAUUUUUAUUUCAUCAAUGAACACAUGGUCAUUUCAUCAA
Molecule: messenger RNA, 688 nt
Organism: Onychostoma macrolepis
Lineage: Eukaryota; Metazoa; Chordata; Actinopteri; Cypriniformes; Cyprinidae
Product: fucolectin-4-like
Exons: 5
Coding region: 63-395 (110 amino acids)
Source: RefSeq, a predicted model, not a curated record